Exophiala spinifera is the source of this 1521-nucleotide messenger RNA. RefSeq lists its product as uncharacterized. Lineage: Eukaryota; Fungi; Ascomycota; Eurotiomycetes; Chaetothyriales; Herpotrichiellaceae. The record is from RefSeq and is a predicted model, not a curated record. The coding region runs from base 1 to 1521 and encodes 506 amino acids. Gene Ontology annotation, cellular component: mitochondrial inner membrane. Gene Ontology annotation, biological process: inner mitochondrial membrane organization. The transcript has a single exon.
AUGCAGCAAGCUCCCUUGCGCCUGUCACAGACGCUAUGGUCUGCCUUUCGAGCUGCAAAGCCCGCUCACAGACCACUCCCGCAGCAAUUUUCCUGUGCUGUUCGACACUCCCCGCAACGAUGGAGCUGCCGCAGCUCAGGUAUAGCUGUUCACGCCCGGUUUUAUAGCGACUCGAGACCAGAAAUCGAGCGGAAAGUGGAAGAAGCCAAGUCACGGAUCGAAGACAGUCUCGACGCCCGGGCAGACCAUGCUGUCGAAGGUGAAAAGACUCUCAAGGACGUUCGAGAUGAGACCAUCGUCCACACAAUACCCGAGUCCUCCUCGAUUGUCUACGCCAAGGCACCCGAGGAGCGGACCACUUCGAAGUCUACAGAUUCGCCUUCCUCAACGGACAAGAGCCUGCCCUCCGACUUUUCCUCUCGCUACUCCUCCAUCAGGAGACGAUUUACCGAUUUCAUGGACAAUUUCCAGACACACGUCUUUGUCGCUUCCAGGAGGCUGAACGAUCUGACAGGAUACUCGGGCAUAGAGGAAUUGAAGCACGAGAUUGAACACCAAGAGUUGGUGGUACAAGAGUCUCGCAGGGCAGUCAAGGAAGCACGUGCCAAGUACAGCGAAGCCAUAGCCACUCGGAGCCAGACGCAACGAGAAGUCAAUGACCUACUGCAUCGAAAGCAUACAUGGUCAGCUGCAGAUCUCGAACGCUUUACGAGUCUUUAUCGAUCUGACCAUGCCAAUGAGCAGACCGAAGCCGCAGCGCAGAAUGACGUUCAUGACGCUGAGGCAAGGUACGAAGAAGCUUCCACAAAACUUGCCCGGGCCAUCCUGGCGCGGUAUCACGAAGAGCAGAUAUGGAGCGACAAGAUCAGACAGAUGUCCACGUGGGGGACUUGGGGUCUGAUGGGUCUCAACGUACUGCUGUUCGUCGUGUUCCAGAUAGCAGUCGAGCCGUGGAGACGGAAGAGACUGGUCAAAGGAUUUGAAGAGAAGGUCGAGCUCGCGCUGAAAGAGAGAGACGGAGGGAAGAUCACUCCCACAGCCGCAACCACAACCCCAGCCCUGGAACCCAAUGGUACAGGCGCGGCAUCAGCAAUGUCCACAGCUGAGAAAGUCGAAGCCGUCGCGGACAACAUUGCCGAGCAGAUAGUCGACGCAGUGUCUGGCACUACUGCAGAGCGACCCGAGGAGCCUGUCGCUUCACAAGCGGCCAUAGAAGAAGCUGCUGAACAGGUAGCUACUCAAGAAUUAGCAGAGGAGGAAGUCGCUCAAGGCGCACCGGAGACAAUUAUCCCCGAAGAGCCAGUGCUCGAACCCUCUCCCGUUCAGAGAGUGCCAGUGGAAUCACGCUGGGUUUCCCCUGACUCGCCGUUGGCCUGGUACGAAGACGCCGUCCGCACGCGGUGGAACGACGAGCAGAAAGUCACGCUCAGCCAACGCGAGUUGACCACUGUUGCCAUGGAAGGCGUGGCGGGUGGUAUGGCUCUCAUGGGCCUUUUAUUCGUGCUUUUGAGACCGAGAUAA